Micropterus dolomieu (smallmouth bass) is the source of this 1831-nucleotide messenger RNA. RefSeq names its product NADH:ubiquinone oxidoreductase complex assembly factor 6 (gene ndufaf6). Gene Ontology annotation, cellular component: mitochondrion. NCBI's taxonomy places the organism in Eukaryota, Metazoa, Chordata, Actinopteri, Centrarchiformes, Centrarchidae. Gene Ontology annotation, biological process: biosynthetic process; mitochondrial respiratory chain complex I assembly. The record is from RefSeq and is a predicted model, not a curated record. Bases 59 to 1057 code for a protein of 332 amino acids. The transcript is spliced from 9 exons.
UUGGCCGGAGGAACGUUUAUAAUGUGACGCAAGGUAAGGGUAAAAGUUGAAGGGGAACAUGGCAGCUGCUGGCAUCAGUGCUAAACAUGGAUUGUUAAGCAGUAAAACUUCGCUGUAUCACGCUUUUCCGAGACAUAUAUCACCCACCGGUGCGUGUUUACGAAGAGCUGCUGAAAUACAGAGUGUGAGAGCGGCAACCAGCGCGACAGCAGACUCUCAACUCAAUGAAAAGUACUGUCUGGAGCUGGUCAGGUCCAGAGACUAUGACGGCUUUGUGUCCUCCCUUCUCCUCCCAGAGGAGGCGCGACGCUCCUCUUUGGCUCUGAGAGCGUUUAAUGUGGAGCUGGCACAGGUGAAGGACUCCAUUUCCCAGAAGACUAUUGGUUUGAUGCGAAUGCAAUUCUGGAAGACGGCCGUAGAAGAAAUCUACAGAGACGAGCCUCCAAACCAGCCGGUCAGCGCCGAGCUGUGGAGGGCUGUGAGGAAACAUUACCUGACAAAGAGGUGGCUGCUGAGGAUCAUAACAGAGAGGGAGAAGGAUCUGGAAGACAGAGCCUACAGAAACCUACAGGAGUUGGAGACGUAUUCAGAGAACACACAGUCCUCCUUGAUAUACCUGCUGCUCGAGUGUUUAGGGUUGAAAGACAUCCAUGCAGACCACGCAGCGAGUCACAUUGGUAAAGCUCAGGGAAUCGUGACGUGUCUGAGAGCGACUCCUUAUCACAGCAGCCGACGGAAAGUCUACCUACCCAUGGACAUCUGCAUGCUGCACGGAGCUUCUCAAGAGGACUUCAUCCGCUGCAGCCGGGAGCAGAACGUCCGGGACGUCGUGUACGACAUCGCCAGUCAGGCUCAUGUUCAUCUACAACACGCACGAUCAUUUGGCCGCAACGUCCCAGCCGCUGCAACUCCCGCCUUCCUCCAGACGGUGGUGUUGGAGGACUACCUGCAGAGAGUGAGGAGGGCAGAUUUUGAUGUUUUCAACCCCAGUCUGCAGAACAGAAACCCCCUCCUCCCCUUGCAGCUGUACCUCCGCUCCUGGAAGAAGACCUACUGAUGUCCAUCCUUCACCCCUCCUCCUGCCUCUGCAGGCUGCAGGACUGAAGCCCAGAGACUUCAUCUCUCUGGGGGAUUCUGCCUGACUGUACCAGGACUAUCUAGAAAUCCAGACUUGUUUUGAAUCACUGUGCUGCCACUGGAGUCCGCCUACUUAGUAAAAAAAAAACAAAAACACCACCACAAACCACACCAGAGACACCCUCUGUUGUUUCAACGGCUCAAACAAUGAAGCUCCCAUGCCUGAAUGUUUUAAGGACCAGAGCAGUGGUUGGAGUCAGAGUUUUCUGAAGACUCUUGCCAAGUAUUAAAUAUUUUAUUUGAGUGUACGAGUCAAAUACUUUGAACAGAUGUUCUAUGCAAGCUUAAAGGAUACUCAGUUUAUUACAACUUGGUUCCAUAAGUAAUAAUGAUAAUGUGUUAAUUACCCAGAUCUGGAACCAUGUGGACAGCAUGUCUAACAAACUUCUUUGGAAUAGAAAAUGAAGGUGAAAGUAAAGUUAUUACAGAGAUAUCAUCAGUUUACUGACCAACAUCCUGCUUCAACACUGCCCUAAUGGAUGGAAUCAUGAAGGAUUACUUGUCUUGUAAACGGAAGAUAAACCUUACAUCCGAGAGUACACAAGGAACGUCUUCAUCACAUUACAUGUACACAAUUUACACGUCUAUUUUUGAGAUAACAACUGAGUUUAAGUCAGAAUUUGUUUCUAAUGUCAAUACCAUUGUCUUUUCCUGUUAUUACCGCUGCCUUCACAUUAAAAUAUAUGCAGCUGUG